AAAAACUCUUUUUUCAAAUUUUGUUUUUGUAUUAAUAAACAGAUCUUUUAGGCUUUAACGUGCACUGACUGAUAAAUUAGCGGUAUCCAGAUGGCCUGUAGCUCCUUAAGACUUAGCUUUAAACUAAAUUUAAGCUCUUUUUUGGCUAACAAGCACAAGAGCAGUGUAAAUAAAACGUGUUUCAUUCAUUCGAACGUAUUAAAAACGGAUUAUCGCAAAAUUAUUGAUCCCAAGUAUAACAAGGGUACCGCCUUCACCCACAAAGAACGUCAGAUACUAAAUAUCAUUGGUCUGUAUCCGAGCUGUCAGCGUACCGAAGAGGAACAGCUUUAUGCAGUCUAUACGAAUUUCAAGGCCAAAAAGACCAGCAUCGAUCGCUAUAUUUAUCUCAGAUCGCUGCGAGCUCGACAGGAGCGUCUUUACUAUCGCUUCGUUAUCGAGCGCAUCGAAGAUGUGAUGCCCAUCGUGUACACGCCGACGGUAGGUACAGUCUGCCAGCAAUUUAGCCAGCUCUACUACACCUCUAUGGGGCUAUACGUGAGCAAGUAUGACAAGGGGUAUAUGACGCAUGUGCUCAAUAACUGGCCGGAGGUCGAUAUACGGGCUGUGUGCGUCACUGAUGGCGAGCGUAUUCUUGGACUGGGCGAUCUUGGUGCCAACGGAAUGGGCAUAUCGGUGGGCAAGCUGGAUUUGUACACAGCAUUAGGAAAAAUACCGCCUCAGUACCUGUUGCCAGUUGUCCUCGACGUUGGCACCAAUAAUCAGCAGCUGCUCUGCGAUCCCAUGUACAUCGGCGUGCGCGAGGAACGAUGUCGGGGUCAAGAGUACGAUGACCUAGUACACGAGUUCGUGGAAUCAGUAGUUAAAACUUUUGGCGUACAAACGUUAAUUCACUUCGAAGACUUUGCCACACCCAAUGCCUUCAGGUUUAUCAAAAAGUACAAAAACGAUUAUUGCUGCAUCAACGAUGACAUACAGGGCACAGCAUCCUGUGGCCUAGGUGGUUUCCUCGCCGUCGAGCACAUUACGCGGAAGCCACUCAAUGAGCACAUCAUCAUGUUCGUCGGCGCUGGCAGCGCAGCGCUGGGCAUUGGCAAGCUGCUGGUCAAAGAGCUAAUAAGCCGCAAGAUGAACGUAGAGGAUGCGGUCAGGAAUGUUUAUUUUAUCGACGUUGACGGCAUUAUAACGAAAUCCCGACAGAAAUUUGUUAUACCUGACCUGAAGCAAUUCGCCAAGGACAUGCCGCCCGAAAAGAGCCUUGAGAAGCUGGUGGACACUCUGAAACCCUCGAUUCUGGUUGGCGCCACCGGUCAGGGUGGGAUCUUUACGGAAAACAUUAUACGUAGCAUGGCCAAGAAUCACAAACAUCCGGCUAUCUUGGCAUGCUCCAACCCCACCCACAAAGCCGAGUGCACCGCAGAGCAGGCCUACAACUUCACGGAGGGCCGAGCUCUGUUUGCCUCUGGAUCACCUUUUCCACCAGUUGUUGUUGGCGGCAAGCGGAUCACGCCAACACAGGCGAACAACGCAUUCGCCUUUCCGGGCGUUGCAUUGGGUACGUUAUGCACCAAGCCACACACUAUAACGGACGACGUAUUCCUUGUUACGGCGCAUGCAAUUGCCGAAUAUGCGAGAGAAUUUCAACCCAAUGACAAUGUACUCUACCCGCCCGUUAAGGAAGCUGCCAAUGUAGCUUUCAGAGUGGGCGUGGCAGUGGCGAAACACGUAAUCCAAAGUGGUGCGGCCACAAUUUAUCCGAUUCCCAAAGACAUCGUGAAACACAUAAAAGACUAUCAAUACUUUACAGACGUCGGAACGGCACUGCCAUCGGUUUGGCCGUACCCAGAGAUGACUCGAUUUCCUAUGCCAAAAACAAACGAAUGACAAAUGCAAGGACUCAGCAGGCUUAUGUAUUAUUUAUUAUUUAUUUCUGUUUGUGCAACGGGAAAAAAAUAAGACAACGUUAGGCAUAAACGGCAAUUAAAUAAAGCUUUUCAAUUGGUAAAUUACUCAACUA
Messenger RNA from Drosophila hydei, 2017 nucleotides. Its product is annotated as NADP-dependent malic enzyme-like. Bases 91 to 1884 code for a protein of 597 amino acids. Lineage: Eukaryota; Metazoa; Arthropoda; Insecta; Diptera; Drosophilidae. The transcript is spliced from 3 exons. The record is from RefSeq and is a predicted model, not a curated record. Gene Ontology annotation, cellular component: mitochondrion. Gene Ontology annotation, biological process: malate metabolic process; pyruvate metabolic process. Gene Ontology annotation, molecular function: NAD binding; malate dehydrogenase (decarboxylating) (NAD+) activity; malate dehydrogenase (decarboxylating) (NADP+) activity.